GGGACACUGGAUGUUUGGAGGAUACCCUCCCUCUGUGACGGGAUGAGGCCUGAUGCUCGGACGAUCUCCUCCCUCUGCAAAGCAACUUCGGCUGCUGUGAUGAUCUGCAGGGCUAUCAGGAGAGCUACCCAAUCCCAGAGGGCCAUCGUGGCUUCAUCAGUGAUGCCAGACUUCUGCAGAUGCAGAGAGCUGAGAGAGAGGCCAUGGAAGUAAAGCAAAGAAAGAUAAGUGCUAUCCAUGAGAAUUAUGUCCGGACUGCUCUCAUCGGGGUUGGCAGCACCUUCGCGCACCACUUCGUCCCCUCUAUUCAGUGCAUUCCGUGCCCGACAGCUCCACCGAGGCCUUUGCCACGAAGGCUUGAACACAUAGCUCUGGCCCCACUGAAGAACAUGGUGGGGGUGGACGGAGCCCAAGUUCGACCCGGAUCUCACUCUCUGGAGUCCCUCCAGGUAAAUAAGUCAUUCAGCAGCAGUAGCGUGUGGCCUGUUCCCGUCCCUCCCACUGGAGCUCCCUCCAAGAGGGGCAAGAAGAAGAAGGGCAGGCGGGGAGUCAAAGCCCUGAAAGUCCAGUCGGACCAGGGCUGUGCUGACAACAACGGACCCAUUGACCUGAUUGAGGAGGUGACGGACAUCGAGACUCCCCUGAAGGAGGAGGCCUGGAAGGUGGUACAUGAGGUGAAGGCCAUGGGCAGGAGAAGUUUGGGCUCGGCCAUGUCCAUGGGGGAAAUAGCCACCAGCUCUCUGGGAAGCCUGAGCUCAGGGGAUAUGAACACCCCUGCGGAGGUCCGUGACUACCUGGAUGUCGGGACCCCGGUUAAGUCGCGUGACAGCCCAACCAGGCCUGCUCCCCCUCCUACCAAGCCCAGGAGCAAACUGCCUCGGCCUAUAAGGUUCCUUAGCCUGCCAAAGGCUGCCACCGGCUCAGACAAGAAGGCAGCCAGUGAGCCAAAGGGCCAAAUGAAGAAUAGUCAGGACCAGGCCAGAUUGCAGCCCCUGUCCAACCCAGAGCAGGCCCUGACUAAGACCUUCAAGCUGCUCCACUCUGCCUCUGAUGACUGGUCCCAGCCAGGCUUCAGCACCACCGCAGCCACACUGGAGACGGCGGGCUGGACCGGCUUACUUGAGGAGCUGUCUGGAGAGUCACGGGCGCUACUGGGUGUAGGAGAUAAGAUAUGCUCCUUCAACACUUUCAGCGGACCCCUUGGGGUGAAGAACCUGCGCUCUGCAGUGUCCUGUGCUGCCAUGGCCACACUGGGUGACAUGUACGUUCACCUCCAGAGGGCCAUGGACAGUGAGGUGGAGGGGACGGCACGCGUGCUGCUGCACAAAGCCAGCGAGGCCAACACCUUCAUCCGGCAGGGCGCCAACUUUGCCCUGGGUCACAUGGUGCAGAGCUGCACCCCUACCCGUGUCAUGAAUGCCCUGCUGGUCGGUGGGCUGAACCACCGUAACGCUGCGGUGAGGAGCUGCACUGCUCAGCACCUGGAGAGACUGGCUGAGGUCAUGGGGAUGGCUCGUCUCCUGUCGGGGAAGAAAGACCUUACUGACCGCUUCUUGAUUGCCGUCAGUAAACUGGCUGUGGACCCUGCACAGGAAGCCAGGCAUCAUGGUCGCAAUAUCUUGAGAAACGUGGCCACCAAUGGCGACUUUGCUAAAAUGUGGGACAAAUUCGCUCCGAGGAAAGAGCGAGAAUCCUUGAGGGAGGUCAUCUCAAAGGUUAACCUCAAAGAAAGGAAUAUCUGAAUAAUCCCCAAUUUGACUAUAUAUUUGUAUCUAAAUAUUUGCACAUUUCCCAACCUGACUAUUUUCCCCUCCAGUCCCCAAACUCCAAUAUUUUCGCUCAUUUUAAGAAAUUUGACACUAUCAUCCAAACCCCCAUGUAAAUACAUCUUUAAACUGCAUUGAAUCCUUGUCCAAGUCCUGAAUCCACUAUAAGGCUAUAUGAACCACAUUCAAAGCACUAAAUUACCUUUCCUCAAAGCUCCUAUCUGAUCUACGAGCUCAAUAGUGGUCUACUGAAACCAUACUCACCAUCUCAGGGGGUGCUCAGAUCAUCAACCACUGACCUCCACACCAUCCUCAAAACCAGCAGUCCUCUUUUGGAGGCAGAUUGGUCAGUGCUCCUGUAUGGCACCAACAUUGUGGAUUUUCAUCCAAUACUUCUGGACUAUGACAAUGA
Salvelinus namaycush (lake trout) is the source of this 2178-nucleotide messenger RNA. RefSeq names its product TOG array regulator of axonemal microtubules protein 2-like. Gene Ontology annotation, molecular function: microtubule binding. The transcript is spliced from 10 exons. Gene Ontology annotation, cellular component: cilium; cytoplasmic microtubule. Gene Ontology annotation, biological process: microtubule cytoskeleton organization. The record is from RefSeq and is a predicted model, not a curated record. Lineage: Eukaryota; Metazoa; Chordata; Actinopteri; Salmoniformes; Salmonidae. Bases 180 to 1742 code for a protein of 520 amino acids.